GGGCAGCUACGGCAAGGGCGGCAAAGCCUCUAGGGAGCGAGUCACGCCGUGCGAAUUCCGCGUGACGAGCAUCAUUCGCUACGUGUUUGAGGGCCCUGUAAAUUCCUUUCGUCCGUCUGCGAGCAUGAACAUCUUCCGGUUACUGGGCGAUUUCUCCCACUUGGGCUCUAUCCUCAUCUUGCUCCACAAAAUACAGACGACGCGCUCAUGUCGAGGCAUUUCCUUCAAGACGCAGGCCCUGUACGCCGGUGUGUUCAUAGCGCGCUAUCUCGACCUGCUCUUCCGCUGGGUUUCGGUGUACAACUUCGUCAUGAAACUGUUCUUCAUCGCGAGCAGCUGCUACAUCCUCUACUUGAUGCGUUACCGCUUCCGCCCCACACACGACCCCUCCAUUGACACCUUCCGCGUUGAAUACUUGCUUGGGCCCUGCGCCGUCUUUGCGCUCAUCUUCAACUAUCACUUCAACGUGACGGAGAUACUCUGGUCGUUCUCGAUCUUCUUGGAGUCGGUCGCGAUUCUGCCGCAGCUCUUCAUGCUGCAACGCACAGGCGAGGCUGAGACCAUAACAACCCACUACCUGGCGGCACUGGGGGCGUAUCGUGCAUUAUACUUCUCGGACAACGUGGUUGACCCUAUUGCAGUCACGGCUGGCAUCGUACAGACAGGUCUCUAUAUCGAUUUCUUCUACGUGUACUUCACAAAAGUUCUCCAAGGACAGAAGUUCGAGCUACCUGCAUGAACGGUUCUGUCUGUGUAUUUAUGGGCGUUCCAGCGUGUUUCAUUACAUUCCCCGGAUGCAGCCCACCUACUACGUAUCCAGUCUGUUAAUAGAAAGCCGUCGAUGAGCGCUUUUUUAUAAACAAAGCUAAAUGAAUUGUCAAACAAGCA
This is a messenger RNA of Mycena citricolor, 888 nucleotides long. The record is from the annotation of a GenBank genome assembly. NCBI's taxonomy places the organism in Eukaryota, Fungi, Basidiomycota, Agaricomycetes, Agaricales, Mycenaceae.